GACCCAUCCCCCAACAAUGUUUUCCCAAGCCUGUUCCCUACGCCGUAUACCACAUACCCUCAUCCAGAUUCGGCGGUACUCAGAACCUUCUACUGCCGUCAAGAAACCUGCACAGUCAGCAACACCCAAAUCUUCCUGCGCGGCUGACACGGUCCUAACAGGAUUGAAUUACCUCAAAGGCCAAGAGCCCGUUCUCGCGAUGCCAGAUGAAGAAUACCCGGAUUGGCUAUGGACGCUGUUGGAGCCGCGAGUGAUACCGGAUGAUGGACCUGGGGGGAAGGCAGAGCGGUAUAAGCGGAGGCUGGAGAAUAAGCAGAAGAUACGGGAUAGGAACUUUAUGUUGACGCAGUAGAGCAUGAGCAUUUCGUUAGUCAAAAAACAGCCAUUGUAUCGAAAUCAUGUACAUGCUACAGAACUCGGGAAUGGAUUUUAUACUCCUCCUUGACCCCGCGGCGCUGCUACAUGAAUACAAGUUAUCCCGACCCCCAUCAAUAACGGUUAACGCUGACGUUUGUCAAACGUCUUCGGCCAUGUCUCGAACAGUCAUAUUACCUGUGGACAU
Molecule: messenger RNA, 562 nt
Organism: Guyanagaster necrorhizus
Lineage: Eukaryota; Fungi; Basidiomycota; Agaricomycetes; Agaricales; Physalacriaceae
Exons: 3
Coding region: 17-352 (111 amino acids)
Cellular component (GO): mitochondrial large ribosomal subunit
Molecular function (GO): structural constituent of ribosome
Source: RefSeq, a predicted model, not a curated record